GAAGUCGCUCAUAGACACUCGUCUAUAAAGCAACGCUCGCGUCCCACUUUCAAUGAAUUUUCAAACGCCUUCGCUCCGGGCUUGUUCUAGCUUCAACAUGGUCCCGCAUUUCUCGGUCGUUUUUCUCCUCAGCUUCUUCGCCGGGAUUCAGUGCCGGUCCAUCGUUUCGUCCAAUCUCAACGAAGCUACCUCAAAUCACUCGAAAAAUUUGACGAGCUUCCGCGACGAUAACAACGACGAAAUUCGACGCUUCUUCACCGCUCAGGGCAUUCCUCUCGACAAAAUACUCGCCGAAUUAAACUCGAAAAACAACGAGGUCAAGGACUACGAAGAAAAAACGGCCCAGUGGCUGAGGCUUUUGAGGCAAAUGCUGCAAUCGCUUUCGAGUGGAAAAAAUUUGACGAAAUCGCGAUUAAUCGACAUGAGAUUCAACGACGUUGAGGAGGUUCCGCGAGUGAUGAUCGCCGCUGACAAGAAAAAAGUUCCCUUCGCUGGCUACAAUUGGCUCGACGAUCUUUUCGAGUUUUUGGACGAGCAGGAGAUCGACGGGCAGAGCAGCGAGGAGAAUCGGAGUCACGUCAAAUCUCGUUACGAAAAUUCGUCGAAUUUCGUUUCACUGAAAACUUCCGAAGCCACGAAAAAAGACGCCGAUCGCGCCAGUCGUAAAGAGUUUCAGGAGCUCGAUAAAAUGCUCGUUGACGUGCAACAUCAAAUCGAAAGAGUUCGAAAGAAUUUUCAACAAUUCUGCAGCAAACAUCACUCGAUUUUCCCGACAGAGUGGCCCCUUCAAAUCGAUGGGGAUGGAAGCUCCAACGAAAUCCUUCCAAACAACCAAUAAAGAGCACCGAAAAAAUAGCAAAAAGCAGCGACUCAUUUUAGCGAAAAUAAUUAAUUUUUUCUACGCGCUUGACCACCGUCGAUUUUCUGUAAUGUUCAAAUUUUCAUGAGGCAAUAAACGUUUGAA
Venturia canescens is the source of this 964-nucleotide messenger RNA. RefSeq lists its product as uncharacterized. The transcript is spliced from 6 exons. NCBI's taxonomy places the organism in Eukaryota, Metazoa, Arthropoda, Insecta, Hymenoptera, Ichneumonidae. The coding region runs from base 53 to 838 and encodes 261 amino acids. The record is from RefSeq and is a predicted model, not a curated record.